Molecule: messenger RNA, 3276 nt
Organism: Marchantia polymorpha subsp. ruderalis
Lineage: Eukaryota; Viridiplantae; Streptophyta; Marchantiopsida; Marchantiales; Marchantiaceae
Source: the annotation of a GenBank genome assembly
AUAGAUAGCUACAAGUAGGAGUAGACUCGAGGUUUAUGCUGUCCCCAGUAGACGAGCAUCUGGCAUCUACGAGAAAGUGCAGUGAUCGAGGAGUGCAGUGAAUGUGCACUGCCGGUACCGCACACUGCACACUGUACGCCCGGCUGACAUUCAAGUGCAGUCGAAAAUUUCCGCAGGCGAGAGCUGAUUCGAGUGGGUCCGUGGGUGCGUGGCUGUAUGGAGGUGACGAGGAAUCUGAUUACCGGUCGAAGCAGAUCGCUGUGUGGGCAUCAGGUGGAGUUGAAAAGGUUGCUACAGAAGCAGUACUUGAAGCAACUCGAUCUGUUACUUGCGUUCGAGGAUGCGAUCACGCUCGGAAGAAGAGCGGGAGUUGCCAUACAGGGGGAAGCUUCGGUUAGUAGAUAGCAGGUCCGAUUUUGGGUCGGGAAGGAGGAAGAGGAUGAGAGCGAGCUGGGAGCUUUCAGAAAUGCGGAAAUUCGGGAGCGGAGUUGUCUGCCUGCUGUUUUUGGUGUGGAGUGUUGCCGGAGUGGUCGUAGGAGGAGGGUUUGCCGGGGAGGACGAUGGGGACAGGAAGCUCGAAGGAACGAUUGCGUUUGCAUCCGUGGGGAGAUCGCGUUACGGCUUCGAUAUCUUCGGUGUGUCGUUGGCCCAGAUUCCCGAGAGUGGAAAGCUCGUCGAUCGGAUGCUGGCCGAUGGGUUGGUAGAGAAACGACUCACCGAUGGGGUUUCUGUAAAUUACAAUGCCCAGCUCGUGGAGGGCAAAGAAAAGCAAAACCUCCUGCAGUGGUUGAAGAGCAGCGGUCACGUCUCCGAUGUGGACCUCGCUGGUGAUACGGGAGAAUUGUUGCUUUACGUGUCGGAGAGAGAUGGGAGCGCUCGAGUGUAUAUCAGUCUGUUCUUGGAUCAGGGCAAGAACAGGCGAGGGGCCAGCCCUGAUCUUGAGGCUGGGCCGGAGCUUGAACUGUUGAGCGAGUUUGAGGGAUCGUCUCUCGGUUCCAAGAGGGAAGAGAGGAAGAACUUCAGGUAUUUAAGUGAAAUUGAAACGAGCAAAAAGGUGCUUCAGCUCAACUUAUCAAAGCUCGGCUCCUCAGGUCCGCAUCUUCAUGACAGACCUCAACUGGGAGGCACCAGGGUUGUCUAUGUCUCCACGGAGCAAGCUCGAGAAGAAAGGCGACAGAGCUGGAGUGGAGUUUACUCCACCAGUCUGGACUCCAGGUUUGACAUUCGCCUCACCCCAGACGGAAUGACCGACUUCAGUCCGGCAAUUUCACCUUCUGGAGAAUGGGUUGUAGCUGCAUCUUUCCAGGGAAAAGGAUGGCAGGGUGAGGUCCGUGCGCUGGAUACGGAUCUGUACUUGUUCAGCGCGAAGGAUGGGUCCAACAGGCGUCUAGUGACGAAGAAUGGCGGCUGGCCGACCUGGAAGGAUGAGUCCACCAUUUUUUUCCAUAGGCAAGCUGAUGACGGGUGGUGGAGCAUUUUUAAACUCACUCUCCCUGAGGACUUCACAAUGAAUGGAUUCACUGAGGGCGAAAUUCAAGAAGAAAGGGUGACCCCUCCUGGUGUUCAUGCCAUGACACCAUCUGCUUCCAAAGCAGGCGACUGGAUUGCUGUGGCCACUCGGAGACCAGAAUCUGCAUACCGACACAUCGAAAUCUACGACCUGAGCUCCAAAGUUUUCAUCAGACUCACCGAGAGACUGGCUCCCAAUGCACACCACUAUAAUCCGUCUGUCUCUUCUUCGUCGAAACAUGUUCUCUAUCAUCGUUGCAAGGGAGUUCUCGGAGCUUCAACUACCCCUUUCGCAGUUCCCCUACUUGAGCCCCUUCAAUCAAUCGUCCCUCGAGUGUCCCUGUUCAGAGUGGAUGGAAUGUUCCCCUCUUUCUCCCCUGAUGGCUCUUUAAUAGCGUACUUACAUGAUGGAGUGUAUGUGACUAACCUGAACGGAAAAUCAAGACGGCGGGUUUACAAUGGCACAGCUUUCGCCACCUGCUGGGACCGUAAGAGGAAAGGAGUAGUCUAUAUAUCAGCUGGAGCGGGUUUUUCUCCGGAGCUGGCCGAGGUUCACAUUCUCUCAAUAUUCAAUGCAGAUGGAGAAGGAGAGCCGUAUUACAAGCAGCUGACAAAGGAUGGAUCGGGCAACAACGCCUUCCCAUCAGCAUCUCCUGAUGGCAAAUACGUAGUUUUCAGAUCAGGUAGAACUGGUCACAAGAAUCUGUACAUCAUGGAUGCGGUGGAUGGAGAGGAAGGGGGAUUGAGGCAGCUGACGAGCGGGCCAUGGACUGAUACGAUGGCUAACUGGUCACCGACUGGUGAAUGGAUCGCCUUCGCUUCGAACAGAGAAAGUCCUGCCGCAGGACAUUUCAGCGUAUAUCUGAUUCACCCUGAUGGAACGGGUCUACACAAAAUCUUGAGCGAUGGAGGCCGUGCAAACCAUCCAAUUUUUAGCCCUGAUGGUAAAAGUCUUGUUUUCACCAGCGAUUUUGCCGCCAUAUCUGCAGAGCCUGUCUCUUUGCCAAAUCAGUACCAGCCUUAUGGGGAGAUUUACAUCGCCAAAAUUGAUGGAUCUAAGGCAACUCGCCUCACUCACAAUUCCUACGAGGACGGUACACCUGCAUGGGGCCCUAUUUUCCUGGAUCCUAAUGACCUGUCAGAGGAUGCUGAAGACCAAUCCACUUGUGAUUUCGACGAUGCGUUGUGGCUGAACUCGCCCAAUCUCGGUACCCUGUGCUAAACAUGCACUAAAUAUCACCUCCAAGGGCAAGACAUUGUCCAACCGGACGAUAUUAGUAGAGGGUAAUGAUGUUAAAUGUUCAAGAGUUUUGAUUAAGUGGGAUAUGUACCACUACUCUUGGAAUGGUUUGAAGGUCUUUUUUGACAAGUUGACAUAGGUUUUGUCUCCCACUGACACUUGUAUGUACAUAUGUAACCUCGGUUUGAAGCCUUCAGUGGGUCCGAGUGAGAUUGAGGGCAGUCGAUAUUACAGCUGUUUUGGGCCGUUAAGUGCCCGGAGUUGUAUUUGUAAAGGUAAUGUGUAACGUGGUAUUAUGUACUGCUGUUGUCGGAAGGUUUGGGCUUCUCACGUUUUGGGAAGUUUGUUUGGUUCUUUUAAACAAUCUCUAUUCCAUCAUCAGUCAAACUGUGCUCAAUUCGGCUUUUCUAUAUACGAUUCGUUAGCUUCUUUUUACUUGUAUAGUCUUUUAGCCUUACUACAGGUUUGAAAUUGGGCAUUUUUGUGUUAGAAUUUUCCGAAAACUUUUCACUUCAGUAGAGAGCAAG